Molecule: messenger RNA, 1990 nt
Organism: Macrobrachium nipponense
Lineage: Eukaryota; Metazoa; Arthropoda; Malacostraca; Decapoda; Palaemonidae
Product: oocyte zinc finger protein XlCOF19-like
Exons: 3
Coding region: 503-1375 (290 amino acids)
Source: RefSeq, a predicted model, not a curated record
UUAGUGGUUUUUUCUUGAGUUUUAACUAACAAAAUAGGCUGUUUUCCACGUUUUUUUAGGGGUUCCAACUUUUUGCGGGUUUUAAGAAUUCGUGGGGGUUGUCUGAUGAAAACAUUAUCAUAAUAAUCACUUUCUCUUUCAUGCAGAUAAUUCGCAAAGCACCAACUGCAGACUUGGUGAGUGAGAGGUUCUUGGAAUUAAAGUUACGAAAGAUAAUUAUCAAAAAGGAACUCUAUUUCUUGGUCUUGUUGGGAAUUUGUGAGGACCAUUGUUCAUUUCAUUUUGCUAUAAUUCGCAAAGCACCAAAUGCAGACUUGGUGAGUGAGAGGUCCUGGGAAAUUUAAGUUACGAUACAAAAUUAUCAAAAAGGAACACUAUUCCUUGGUCUUGUUGGGAACUUGUUAGGACCGUCGUUCAUUUUAUUUUGCUAUUCUUCCAAACGGAAGAAUUUCCGUCAGAUCCUAACUAGGAUUGGGUACUGCACAUAGAACACCUUGUGGAAAUGGAAGCUGAAGAAUCAUCAUUGCUGCUACUCAAAGAAGAGAAGGAGGAUCUGGAGGAGGGUCCAACUGAAAAUGCAGAUGACAACUCUUUGUUUACAGACCCAUUCUUAGAAGUCAAGGUGGAACCGGAAUUUUUUGACUAUGGUGAUUUUGAUGUGAACUGUUCUUCCAAAUCAUUUAUUAAGUGUGAAAAGGACAGCUCUCCAAGCUGUGAUGAUGAGAGUGGAAAGAAAAAUACCUGUAUUGGAGAAGAAAAUAGACAUUUGGGUAGAAGCAAGGCAGCAGGGAAGCGAUUAACUUGUGCUGAAUGCCAAAGGACGUUUUCAAGGAUUUACGUGCUGAAAUCCCACAUGAGAACUCAUACGGGAGAGAAACCAUAUACUUGCUCUGUAUGUCAAAAAAGUUUUUCUAAUUCAAGUACUCACAAAAGUCACAUGAGAACUCAUACGGGAGAGAAACCAUAUACUUGCUCUGUAUGUCAAAGAAGUUUUUCUGUUUCAAGUAAUCUCACAAAACACAUGAGAACUCAUACAGGAGAGAAACCAUAUACUUGCUCUGUAUGUCAAACACGUUUUUCUGAUUCAAGUGCUCUCAUAUAUCACAUGAGAACUCAUACAGGAGAGAAACCAUAUACUUGCUCUAUAUGUCAAAAAAGUUUUCCUGUUUCAAGUAAUCUCAAAAGUCACAUGAGAACUCAUACAGGAGAGAAACCGUAUACUUGCUCUGUAUGUCAAAAAAGUUUUUCUGAAUCAAGUGUUCUCACAAAACAUAUGAGAACUCAUACGGGAGAGAAACCGUAUACUUGCUCUGUAUGUCAAAGGAGUUUUUCUGCUUCAAGUAAUCUCACAAAACACAUGAAAACUCAUGCAUGAGAGAAAGCAUUCACUUGCCAAACAAUCUCAAAAGACUCGAGAAUUCACGCUAGACAGAAACUGUAUGUUACUUGAUCUCUGUCCAAGUAAUUUUUAUUAUUAAAUGCUUUUAUAUAACUGCUGUAAUUUGAAUAUUGUGAAGAGAGAACUUAACAUUUGUAAGUAAAAUUUCGUAAGUGUGGACAAGAAAAUGCUCUCUUUCUUCAUCGGGGGAAACUUUUACUUAUGAGUUUAGAUAAGUGCAGCGUGGUAGGUAGCAAGCCGUAGGACGGCUCCCCUUUUCUUGGGGGUUUUUGAUGUGGGAGAGGCUAAUUGGAGAGGGUGCCAUGGUAGUGGUUUUCACUCGCCCCAGAACUAUACCGACACCUUUUAAUGAAGGUGAGCGAGCCGGAAUAUUCUGGCAGGUCCAAUUUAGCAGUUCUCUGGUAUUAUAGCAAUAUUUUACCUUAGAAAUAGUGCUGAAGGAACCUAUUUCACUGGGUGACACAGCUUCCUCGCCCAGAAAUAGAUUUUUCCUACGUCAAAAUCCCUUUUAUGAGAAAAUGUUUUUUGUUCCUACAUGAUAUACAAACUCUCGGUCCUUUACAUAAGGAAUUACUUGCGGCGUAGCUGGAA